CCCAAAUAUUUGAAUGCUCCCGCGUUCUCUAGUUCUCCUUUGUUCAAAACUUCAAAUAUCUACAGUCUCUUUCUCUCUCUCCCUCACUCACACACACACAAAGCCCUAAAUCCUGUUUUUGCAAUUUAUACUCCGAUCGGGUGGGGAGCGAAGAAAAUUGAAAUACAGAUGGGAAAACAAAGCAAAUCGAGGAAAAAGGAAGAUUGCGCAGUCAACGGAAAAGUAACCCCUGUUCAAAUUGCAUUCAUCGUCGACCGUUAUCUUUCCGACAACAAUUAUACCCAAACCCGCCCCAUUUUCCGAUCCGAAGCUUCACAUCUCAUCUCCAAAUCCCCAGUCCAGGAAGCUCCGAAGAGCUUGUUGAGUUUGGAAGAAAUUUUGGACGAGUACAUAACAUUGAAGGAGCAAAAAGUAUGGAUGGACCAAGAACGACACCGUUUGGAGCAUGAAUCAUUGCGGAUCCAGAAUUUGCUGAGUGGAAUGCAGGAUGUCAUGAAUACUUACACUACCAGCGGAAUUAAUGCUAUAACCUCUCCCCUGCCACCGACACCGCCACCUCCUGACGUUGCCUCAGGCGCAAUGGUUUCUCAGGCCGAGCUUUCUGUCAUGACGCCAGCAGGCUACUUUUCUAUGUAUAAAAGUUCAGCUACGAUGUCUAUGUCGUCCAAGCUCUUAAAUACUCCAACGGAUCCCCCAAAAUUCUCUACCCCAAUCACAACUCAUGUAACUACAAAACGGAAAGGGUCGAAAAAUGUCUCAGAUUGCCUCGUGACAGCUAAGAGAUCUCGACGACAUAUACAGCCCAAAGAUAGCUUAGUUUCACAAUCAAGCACUAGAGUCAAGAAUGAAGACAAAUCAUCGACCAAUUCCUCAGCUAUGUUAUCCCUUCACGAUAACGUUUCCAAUGCAUCACCGUUGCAAGGAUCAGCUGUUGUAAAGUGUUUGUUCAAUCAGAAACUUUCAUCCUCUCCAGCUAAUUCCCCGGUUCUCAAAACACCUCCGCAACCAUCCUCUUCUCAAACGGACAAAUCUACUAACUGUACCAUACUUUCCACCGAGACAAUUCGAGUCAGUCCCACCAAACAAAUUGGAGUAGCAUAUUAUUCAAUUGAGAAAAACCACUCUGUAUCAACUUCUUCACCAAAUAAGAUAAUCAGGAAGAAGUCUAACACGAACGAUCAGGUAAAAGGACGGUUACAUUUUGGUUCUUCAGACGUGCAAAUGAUCCCAAAGGAGCAAACGACUGACGGUACUACUACAUCAGAAUCUGAAAAAGAUGGGGAUGUUGUUGACUUGGAUUUUCCAAAUCUUGAUACUUUAGUUGAUUUCAACCUUUCGGAAUUUCUUGUCGAUUUGGAUAUUGAAGGCCAAGAAUUGUGUUUAUCUUCACAGAAAGCAUUGGAUUCUUCUCCAGACUCUUGUACAAAUUAAAGGGCCGCGAAGUUCUCCGGAUCACAGGCCGGGAAGAGUAGCCCAAUUAAAUUUCCGAGUUACAAUAUGGGCCUCGUUAGGCCGAUAAAU
Molecule: messenger RNA, 1521 nt
Organism: Erythranthe guttata (spotted monkey flower)
Lineage: Eukaryota; Viridiplantae; Streptophyta; Magnoliopsida; Lamiales; Phrymaceae
Source: RefSeq, a predicted model, not a curated record